CCUCGACUCUGGUCGCGGUCUGGAAUCGAGGCUAGCCAUGUGACAGAUCAGAAGAACAAAGAGGAGGAUAUGGAUGGCAACAGUACUGAUCUCUAGCAAGCUAGCUCUCUGUAUUGAAAUGGGCUCUGCACUGCAGAGUUAGCUGAACUUAAUAUCGGUGCAGCGUUCCUAUACUACUAAUGGAGUUGACUUCCUCUUCGUGGGUGGUGGUGCCUCAGGGCUGGCAGAGGGAGCUGGAGGGGACCAUCAUCUACUACCUCAGUCCUGACAAUCGCAAGCUCUCCUCUCUGGAGGAAGUCAUCACUCACCUAGUCUCAGAGGGUACCUGCAAAUGUGGCCUUCGAUGUCCCGUAGACGUGAAAAAACUGUUCGACUUUGACCCCGAUAAAAUACCUCUACCUGACCACGACGAAAAUGUACUGCCCGAACACUCGCACUGCAAAAAAGAUCGACGGCCAAAGUUUCGUAAAUUUUCAAUGAAGUCUCAAAAGGCAGUUACUCCUGACAAAGCAGGUGCUAAAACUGAUGCUGUUUCUCCAGAGUUAAGUGCAAGUACUCCGCCUAAAAAAUCUGUCGGUGUGAAACGAACUAUGUCCUUUGCACUCCUUCCUGAAGUAAGAGUCAGUAAAAAGUUGAAGUUUGCACCAAAAACAUUUACAGUCACUUCCUCUAGUAAAAUUGACGGGAAUAAAAAGAAACGAAGGUGGUCUUCAGGCAGAAUGAAGUUGAAAAAUUCAUGCCAAUCAUCUGAAGAGGACGAAGUAUCAAAAACGAAAAAACUGAUGUCACUUUUGAAAAAAACAAAUAUCACCCUCAGUACAGAUAUUCCCGGCAAGUCAGCGAACAAACAGAUGGAGUUAGCGCUUAAAUCACCCCCUACAAAUUCUGCAAGUGGUGGUGGUUUUGUACGGUCAAGGUCCCAGAGUGGGUAUUGCAAUGUACAGGAGAUCCUCAAGCAGGCCAAACUGAGUUUGUCUAGAGAGAGUAUUCAAAACCCUAUGCUAAUUGAAGAACCACUGCCACUGACGCACAACUCAAACAGUGUCUCGGAGAAGUCGUCUGCACCUUCUACUAAUAGUAAAGAAAAAUUAGUCAGCAACUCGAGCAAGAGUGGCAGCAACCAAGUUACACCAAGUCCUGAGGAAACCCUUCUCUCUCCUAUUAUAGCGUUAUUAAAAACUAAUACAAAUAUUUCAUCUGAGACCCAAAAACACGUUCCAAAUAAUGCCAGUUCCACGAAGGGAACAAAGAUACGUGUAAGAAAUCCAUUCCAGAAGUCCAAAAAUGUGACCGCAACGACUAAAUCUGACUGUAAAGAUUCUGAUGUUGAUAUAAAAACUAUGAUGUGUAUUGACGAAGGAACAACUACCACUGUACUCUCAGAGAGCUGCAACCAAGCAACUAUCAACCACAGUAAUCUCAAUGAAAAUCAAUCUGCUGAAAAUACAUCUUCUCCUAUGAGCGUACAGCAUGUUGAAAAUAUGAACUUCUUGCUAUCCAAACAACCUUUUCCCACCAUCACUGAUCCCCGUGACGAUGAACUCGGAUACCUCAUGGACCAACUUCUCCCAGAUCCUAUGGAUGAUAUAACGACGAUGGACUUGGGGGGAGGUGCUCCCGUAGAGAGCGGAGGGAAUCAUUUACCACCAACUCUGCUAACAACUGAAGUUGAAACAAAUGGAAUUACGCAAUUAUUUAAUGGGAAAACAGUGUCUGAAACUUUUGAUGGAAACAUGCUAGCGUUGCUUGAAGAAACUUCUUCAUUUAAACUUCCUUCCUCUCAAGAACUUUCCAAAUUGAUGCAAAAUGCAAUGGAAUUAGCCGAUGAUACUUCUCAAGUUGCCAUGCCUACCAACGACAAUGCAAGUAAAGCCUGUUCCGUUCGUUCUUCUACAUCCCCACUUGACUCACCAUGCCUUGGGAUUGGAGAUCAAAAUUGUUUGCCUAACUCUCAAAAAAUUGAAGCAGACCCUGACCCACUCGAAAAGGUCACAACGUUGCUCCAUGCUGAAUUGAGUUCAAACGUUCAAGAUCUCAAUAGAAGCACUGAGCACAGUAUUUGUGAUAAUGAUGACGGCACUUCUCAGAAUGAGUCCGCUGAAAACAAACUAUAUUCCCUGAAGUCAGGUGCAAGUACUCCAUCUUCACCUGGUGGCAUUGCCGGCCAAGAAGACAUCGAUGACGUUAGAAUUCAAGAAACCGAACACACUACAAUACAGAACAAUGGUAUGCUAAAGUCAGAUGAUGAGGAGUCAAUAACAGACAAUUUGUGCAAAGCUGACUCAGCAAAUUCUCCGGAGCUCUCUGGACAUGAUGAUAUUAUGCCACAAUCCAAUGCCGUCUGUUUCGAUAGCUUGAAGCCCUCACAAGUCAACCCUACAAAUACAAAAUCUGAGGCAACCAUUCCCGAUCUUGAACCACCUUCUCUGGACACAAUAUUGAACACCAACUCUUCAUUAUCGAAUAUUCAGCCCUGCGCGAACUCAAAUUCCAACAACCAUGAAAUGCAGUCACCUAAACAGCACUCCACCGAUCCUGUCAUUAUCUCUGAUCAGUCUAUAGACUCACAAUCUGAGGGGUUCAGGGAAACGUUGCAGCCAUCUGAAGACCAAUCCCUUACUAAUCCAUUGAUGGACACCAUACCAUCCGAAGACCAAGACUCACAAGCCACUACCAAUCCAUCGAUGGACAAACCAUCUGAAAACCAAGACUCAUACCAUCCAUUGAUGGACAAACCAUCUGAAGACCAAGACUCACAAUCUCCAUCAAUGGACACUAUACCAUCCGAAGACCAAGCCACUACCAAUCCAUCGAUGGACAAACCAUCUGAAGACCAAGACUCACACCAUCCAUUGAUGGACAAACCAUCUGAAAACCAAGACUCACAAUCUCCAUCAAUGGACACUAUACCAUCCGAAGACCAAGCCACUACCAAUCCAUCGAUAGACAAACCAUCUAAAGACCAAGACUCACACCAUCCAUCGAUGGACAAACCAUCUGAAGACCAAGACUCACAAUCUCCAUCAAUGGACACUAUACAAUCCGAAGACCAAGCCACUACCAAUCCAUCGAUGGACAAACCAUCUGAAGACCAAGACUCACACCAUCCAUCGAUUGACAAACCAUCUGAAGACCAAGACUCACAAUCUCCAUCAAUGGACACUAUACCAUCCGAAGACCAAGCCACUACCAAUCCAUCGAUGGACACCAUACCGUCUGAAGACCAAGACUCACAAGCCACUACCAAUCCAUCGAUGGACAAACCAUCUGAAGACCAAGAAUCACAAUCCCUUACUAAUCCAUUGAUGGACACCAUACCAUCCGAAGACCAAGACUCACAAGCCACUACCAAUCCAUCGAUGGACAAACCAUCUGAAGACCAAGACUCACACAAUCCAUUGAUGGACUUACCAUCUGAAGACCAAGACUCACAAGUACCUACCAAUCCAUCGAUGGACACCACACCAUCCGAAGACCAAGACUCACAAGCCACUACCAAUCCAUCGAUGGACAAACCAUCUGAAGACCAAGACUCACACAAUCCAUUGAUGGACAAACCAUCUGAAGACCAAGACUCACAAUCUCCAUCAAUGGACACUAUACUAUCUGAAGACCAACACUCAAACAAUCCAUUGAUGGACGUACCGUCUGAAGACCAAGACUCACAAGCCCCUACCAAUCCAUCGAUGGACACCAUACCAUCUGAAGACCAAGACUCACAAGCUCCUACCAAUCCAUCGAUGGACACUAUACCGUCUGAAGACCAAGGCUCACAAGCCCCUACCAAUCCAUCGAUUAGCACCUUUUUAGUGGAGCAGUUUCUCGGUGAUGACCAGCAAUCAGGCUCUUCCGUUCUUACCCGCUCUGCUCAGUUAAAAAGUGCGGAUAGUUUCAGCAAACCUGCUCUAGGGUUUUCUCCGCUCGUGACUGACAAUGAACUCGGUGUCUCACACUCUACCUCUGCUUCAUUAAAGUCUAGCGUGAAACUCGAAAAUGGACAAACAAACGAACCACCUGAAACCACAGAUUUAAUCAACGGCUCAGGUACAAAGACAAACACUGAGAAAACCAUGGUUGAUCAUAAAGACGAUCCUUUUCUGCUAGAUUUUGAGGAAGGUUUUGAUUCGUUGUCAAACUUAAAUUUCCGCAAAUUGUACCCGACUCGUUCCAAGUCUCGCCCGGCCUCCAAUCAUGCUCUCUCCUUAAGCAAGGUUCUGGGUAAGCGAGGGAGGUCAGUUCCUAUGGAACUAAAGUCCCCCUUCAGUGAGACGAGCAGUGUGGGUGACAGUGUGUUCGAGGAGAAGAAGUGCGAUGCACCUAAGAGAGGGAAGAGGAAGAAUUUAACUGAGAGCAGACCCUCCAGGAAGGUCAAAGUGUCUACUCCUCACUCCUCCACCACCAGUGCACCUGAUCUGGAGCCCUCUACCGCCCCCGACACACCCACGGAGCCCUCUACCGCCCCCGACACACCCACAAUGGUGGGGGACAUUGUAUGGGCGAAAGCGUCCCAGCUUCCCGGAUGGCCUGGCCGGAUAAUUUCUCACAAGAAGAGGCGAGGGAUGGGAACACCACCAGAGAACAUGGUAUGGGUAGAAUGGUUCGGUAGUGGGUCCACCGUCAGUAUGGUGGAUGUGGCUAAUGUGAGGCCUCUGGAAGAGGGUGUCAAAACCAGAGGGGCAUUCAAGAACAAGAAAAAGAAAAAAUUGGAAAAAGCAAUAAGUCUGGCUCGAAAGGCUUUACAAGCCAAAUAAAUUGAAGCUGCCUGAUGUUCGUUUUUUUUCAGAUGCAAACGUUGUCUGUUCCCUGUGUCUUUAUUUAUCCUUUGUAGCAGGUUAUUUUAUGUGGCUAUGCAACAUGUAUACUUUAUAUUAUAAGCUAAUAGUGUACGUGGUUUGUGUGCA
Halichondria panicea is the source of this 4901-nucleotide messenger RNA. RefSeq names its product mucin-2-like. The transcript has 7 exons. Lineage: Eukaryota; Metazoa; Porifera; Demospongiae; Suberitida; Halichondriidae. The record is from RefSeq and is a predicted model, not a curated record. Gene Ontology annotation, cellular component: nucleus; chromocenter. Gene Ontology annotation, molecular function: DNA binding; chromatin binding. Bases 180 to 4751 code for a protein of 1523 amino acids.